Molecule: messenger RNA, 1308 nt
Organism: Durio zibethinus
Lineage: Eukaryota; Viridiplantae; Streptophyta; Magnoliopsida; Malvales; Malvaceae
Product: beta-carotene 3-hydroxylase 1, chloroplastic
Biological process (GO): carotene metabolic process; xanthophyll biosynthetic process
Cellular component (GO): chloroplast
Molecular function (GO): beta-carotene 3-hydroxylase activity
Source: RefSeq, a predicted model, not a curated record
UUGUGUACUGUUCAACAAAUCAUCCUCCCAGUAAGCGAAAAUAAAAAAAAAUAAAUGCUGCUUUUCGUCCUUCCCAUAAUUAUUCUUCGGCAUUUGGCUUGGAGAAUUCUCAAGUUCUCCAAAAUUCUUAUUAGAAACCAGAUUCUUUUGUUUUGUUUUUGGCCAGUAUAUAUUCACAGGAAAUUUGUGUUAGCUUAAUUUUGAGCUAAGAGUAUAUAUUCGCAUCCAUGGCUACUGGAAGUUCGGUGAUCUCAAGCGCUGUAAUCUACCAGUUAGGACGUAACACCGCUUCAACGACAAAACCCAACUCGAUUGCUGUUUGCUUCUCGGUUUUGACUCGAGAAACCAAGUUGCAGGGAAAGGGUAGUCAUGUUUUGAGGAAAAAGAAUGGCUUUAAUUUGUGCAUGGUGAUGCAACAGAGAAGAAAAGAGACUGAAAACGAGGUUGACAGGAGUGAUACUGGGAAGAUUUCUGAAAGUAUGAAAGAUUACAAUCACGUCACACUUUCCAGGGUGGAGGAGAAAUUAGCUAGGAAGAAAUUAGAAAGAACAACUUACCUGCUUGCUGCUAUGUUGUCUAGUUUAGGCAUCUCCUCAAUGGCGGUUAUGGCUGUUUAUUACAGGUUUUCAUGGCAAAUGGAGGGAGAAGAAUUCCCACUGCUGGAGAUGUUUAGUACAUUUGCUCUCUCUGUUGGUGCUGCUGUAGGGACGGAAUAUUGGGCAAGGUGGGCUCAUAGAGCUCUAUGGCAUGCUUCAUUGUGGCACAUGCACGAGUCUCAUCAUAGACCAAGAGAUGGAGCCUUUGAGCUCAACGACGUAUUUGCAAUAAUCAAUGCAGCCCCUGCCAUCGCUCUCCUCUCCUACGGUUUCUGCAACAGAGGCCUUGUCUCGGGUCUCUGUUUUGGAGCUGGUUUAGGAAUCACGGUGUUUGGUAUGGCCUACAUGUUCGUUCAUGAUGGGCUUGUUCACCGUCGAUUUCCAGUGGGUCCCAUUGCAAAUGUUCCUUAUCUACGGAAAGUAGCUGCAGCCCACCAACUUCAUCACGCAGACAAAUUUCAUGGGGUGCCAUAUGGCUUGUUUUUAGGACCUCAGGAAUUAGAAGAAGUGGGAGGCUUGGAGGAAUUGGAAAAAGAGAUGAAGAAAAGGACUAAAUUGUCACAAAAAUAUUGAUAUUAUAUAAUUCAGGAAUUUCCUUUUUAUUAAUUGAAUUUAAAACAAAAUCUAUUUGUAUAAUUGUAUUUGUAUCUAGUGUUUAUGUAAGUUCUUUACAGAAAAAAACAACAUAUGCAAAUAGAAACAGUCUAUUUUA